UUGCAGAUUUAUUAUGGGCAAUAAUAAGAGGUUUGAAGUUCUGUUAGCGGCAGCAGACAGAGAUUAUGUGAAGAAAAUGUAUGGAGGAUAUUUCAGUCUGUUUGUUAAUAUGCUGGGUGAGGAGGCCGAGAGGUGGGAUAUGUUCAGGGCCUUUGACCGGCAGCUGCCAAAAAUGGAAGACCUUCACAAGUACGAUGGAUUCGUUGUGACCGGAAGCAAAAGUGACGCUCAUGGCAAUGCUCUCUGGAUUCUGGAACUCUGUCAAUUGUUAAGAUGUCUUUACCAAAUGCGCAUCAAAGUGUUGGGGAUAUGCUUUGGCCACCAGAUAUUGUGUAGGGCUUUGGGAGGCAAAGUGAGUAGAUCCAGUGCUGGAUGGGAUGUUGGCACAACUAAAAUACAUUUCAAUUCUUCCAUUCGUACAAAAGAAUAUCUCAGUGGAAUGAAAAUCCCAACCACUCUUUACUUAAAUGAAUUCCAUCAAGAUAAGGUGACAGAGAUCCCUUGUGGUGCAGAUAUAAUUGCUUUUUCAAAUAAAACUGAGAUUGAAAUGUUUUCAAUGGAUGAUCACAUACUAGGAAUUCAAGGUCACCCAGAGUACAAUGGUGACAUUUUAUUUAAUCUUAUGGACAACCUAUGCAAUGAAGGAAUCUUAACAGAGGAGAUUAGAUUGUAA
Messenger RNA from Cryptomeria japonica (Japanese cedar), 673 nucleotides. Its product is annotated as gamma-glutamyl peptidase 5-like. Gene Ontology annotation, cellular component: cytosol. Bases 14 to 673 code for a protein of 219 amino acids. The transcript has 4 exons. The record is from RefSeq and is a predicted model, not a curated record. NCBI's taxonomy places the organism in Eukaryota, Viridiplantae, Streptophyta, Pinopsida, Cupressales, Cupressaceae.